This is a messenger RNA of Brenthis ino (lesser marbled fritillary), 378 nucleotides long. The record is from the annotation of a GenBank genome assembly. NCBI's taxonomy places the organism in Eukaryota, Metazoa, Arthropoda, Insecta, Lepidoptera, Nymphalidae.
AUGCCUAAACGAAAGAAAAGAACACAGUCUACUGAGAGUGACUCUUCACUAAGUAGUGAUCACUCUCGCCACCGCAGGCAUACAAAGAGUGGCAAGAGUAGCAAGAGUAACAGGCGCCACCGAUCAAGGCACCGUAGUCGUAGCGGUGCCAGGCGUUUAAGGCAUCAUGGUCGCGAUGAAACGAGACGGCCGCGACGCUCGCGGAGUGUAAGGUCCUAUACUCCUGUCAUGCCCCAGGCAUCCACGGGCGUGGCGCAUACGGCUCAUAUGGCGCAGACUGCUGCUUCACCAGGCGUGACUCCAGUUGCUACAGACCUCACAGGUCACGGCGACCGGCUUCCGGCAGUGAUACUUGUGUUUGUUCAAAAAAUUGAAGUG